Messenger RNA from Daphnia pulicaria, 3799 nucleotides. RefSeq names its product protein lingerer-like. The record is from RefSeq and is a predicted model, not a curated record. NCBI's taxonomy places the organism in Eukaryota, Metazoa, Arthropoda, Branchiopoda, Diplostraca, Daphniidae. The transcript is spliced from 10 exons. Gene Ontology annotation, molecular function: protein binding. Gene Ontology annotation, cellular component: cytoplasm; nucleus. The coding region runs from base 191 to 3490 and encodes 1099 amino acids.
CCUAUAUCCGUAGAUGGUUUCAAAAGCGAAUUGGCAGCGUCGCACUCGCAGAGUUAACAAAAGUGUACGACGGCUUUUGUGAUUCAUCGUGUAGACUACUCGCAGAAUUUCUGUACAUAGUUGUGUGUACAUACAAAUCGGUAAUUGGUUUGGGGCACAACAGUACUAAACCAGUGGCAAUCUUGUACGAAUGAGAAUGAGUUCAACAGCUAAGAAAGGGGAUAAAGGCAAGUCCUCCACCAAUGCUUCUCAGACUUUAUCCAAGGACACAGCAUCCCAUUCUUCCUCAAAGAUGGCAAAUUCCAAAACUGGAGAGUCAAAAAAUGAUUCCAGCAAAGCAGUUGAUCAAAUCAAUCCUAAGCUUCUGCCUACUGCUGAGCAACUUCGUAUUGCUCAGAUGAUCAGUGACAGCAGAAAGGAUGAUCCAGAACUUCCAGAAAAAGUCAACAAGCUGGUGGAGUUGACCAACUGCAGUCCUGAUGCAGCAAUCAUUGCUCUCCAUGAUUCAAAUAAUGAUUUGGAACAUGCCAUUGCAGUCCUCCUUGAUGGAGAAACUGAGGGUGACUGGGAAGUGUCAGGGAAGAAGAAGAAACCCAAGCAGUCAGCUCAGCAACCAGUAGGUGGUGAUGGAACGGAGGGUGGCAGUGGAACAGGAGCCGGACGUGGAAGGGAUCGCGAGAGGGACAGGCCAAGAAGCAGUCGUGGUGGCCCACCUAGGCUGCGAGGACGCGGCCGUGGUCGAGAUAACAAGGAAAAUGUGGAAGAAGGUGAUGGGGAAUUUGGCGGAUCUCGUGGAAGAGGAUCUCGUAGCGGCCCACGUAUGUCAAAUGGACCUGGAAGAGAAGGAUCUAGUGGUCGAGGUAGUGGUGGUGGUGGUCGAGGUGGUCGAGGAGGUUUCCGCCGAGGACAACGUGGCCCUGCCCCAGUCGCUGAUACAUGGGAGGAAGGUGCCGAGUACUCAGCCAUGACAAACGUUGAGCCUUGGGGAGUCGACUUUCCAUCGGCAGAAGAUUGGGAUAACGAAGAAUACAUCGGUUCAUUGGUUGAAACAAAGGUGUUUACACCGUCCCAAUCGGCUGCAGCAAAUGUUCCAGCACCAACACCCGUUAUUCCCGAACCUACGCCGCUGACGAACGGUUCAACAUCAAUUUCUAACGGCGGCGGUAGCAGCAGCAGUAGCCAUGUCGAACCUGUUGUUCCUGUUCCUGCUCCUCCACCUCAGGUUCAAUAUUCCACCAUCAACAACAGCGCGCAACAAGGCAUCGACUUGAAUGCACUGCUCCAAAAGACGUCUGGCGUCACAGUGGCUGGAUCGUCGAUGCAGCAACAAUUCCUACAAUAUAGCCAAGCAACUGAUGCACUAAAAGCUGCUAUGGGUGUUGGCGGAGUUCCUUCAUCCAACAUGAAAUCCGCGAAGCCUUUGCGAGCUAAAAUCCCUCCACCUUCUAAAAUUCCUCUCUCUGCAGUUGAAAUGCCGGACGAUCCAAUUGUUUCCGGACUGGAUGUGAAAUUUGGAACCCUUGAUUUUGGUAUCGAACCUUCCGGUUUCGAUAUGAACAUCGACGUUUCGAUGAUUCCUUCAUCCACAGCGAACAUGAAUAUGUCGAAGCAGCCAGAUCAUCAUCAGCAACAACAACAACAGCAGCAGCAGCAACAUCAUCAUCAUCAACAGCAGCAGCAACAACAACAUCAACAGCAGCAGCAACAACAUCAACAGCAGCAACAACAACAGCAGCAGCAAUCGAAACAUGGACUUAUGUCGAAGAUGGAACAGCAGUACGCCAGUAAUGCUUCUGCUCCACAGCCGCCUGCACCUUCAACAUUGCCCAAACCCGAUUCUUCUCUAGGUGGUUUUUCCGCGUCGUCAGCAUCGGCUUCUCAACAAUCGAUGGCGACGACAUCCACUCAAGUAAAAUCGACCAAUAGUCCAGCGUCGUAUCCAUACGGCACGUCUUACGCGCCUCCCGGCGUGAAUAGUGCUUCUACUCAGGCAACGACUACGGGUGUCUCUCAGCCGGCUGGUGCUUAUCCCUCCAGCAGUCAGACAAGCGGUGUGUACAGUAACAAUUCAUCCAACUCGGGAUAUCAAGGUGCUAGCAGUCAAACCGCUUACGGUUCUUAUGCCCAGCAACAGCCACAACAGCAACCUCAGCAACAACAGCAGCAGCAACAACAACAACAAUCUAGUUACCAGACGUACAACAACAAAUUGAGCGCUGCCAGUAGCUUGAAUGAUGCAUCGAGCUCCGUCUCUUCGCUAAGAGGAGACAUGCCCAGUGCUACGGCUGCGUCGGCUUCUUCUAGGCAACCCAGCGCUGUAACGUCUGCAGCUACUGCGGCAAACAAGCAAUCGGGCACGACGCUUGCUGCUAGUGGUUCGGGACUUCCCAACAUGCCUCCUGGUGUGCCAAUGCUUGGUCCUGGCAGUUUCAUCAUGGGCCAGGCUCCCGGUCUGCCCUAUUAUGCCGCCGCCGCUGCUGCUGGUAUCCAGCAUCAACAAGUGUACAGUCUUGAAGACAUGCAGUAUCGGUAUCCCCACCUAGCUGCUGGGUACUAUGAUAUGGGCUAUCAAUCGCCUACCAGUUUGGGCGGAGGACGCGAUGGAACUCUUGCUUCGUUGGCUUAUGCCACUGGAACCGACGCUAAGUUCUCGCGCAAUGAAAAUAACUCUCCAGUUCCUACCUCGCUAUCUCAGAAUGCUGCUCAAAGUCAUGGCGGAGCGUUUAUUACACCGGCCGCCGCAGCUGCAACUCCACUUACUCCGGCCUAUGCUUAUUACUACAGUGGUGGCGUAAUGCCUGGUGGUUACCAGUUCAGUGCUCCUGCCUUGUAUCCGGUUUCAGCUGCCACAUCGGGUCACGCUGCUAGCAACGCAGCUCAAUAUGGCAAAGGUGGUUUAAGCGGCAGUGGUACUGGUGGUGCCCAGUCUGGUCAAACGUCUGGGGGAGCCACUGCUGGGGGUCCGUCAAACGCUACUGCAUCUGGAUACGCUAGCUAUGGUUCGACUUAUGACGAUUUUUCCAAGGCAGUGUACAAUUCAGUAGGCGUUGGUAGCGCUGCUGGACAAGCGGGGAAGAUUGGCGGAGUCGGUGCUUCGACUGGCCCCUCCGUAGGUGCCACUGGAUCUGCCGAUUUGGGACCUAACGUUUACGGCAAGACCCACAAUCAACUCGGCAAGAUAAAUACGUACGAUAAAACGGGGGGAUUCCAUACGGGUACUCCGCCUCCUUAUGGUAUGGCCGGAAAUGCUAGUGCAGCUCCCUUGGGAGUAGGCGUGAGUGUGGGUGUUGGAGGUCCAUCUCCGUAUGGAGCCCAGCAUAUGUUCAUCCCAACCCUUGCGCCUCAUCAAUCUCAGCAUUCGCACAUGAUGCAUCAGCAACUCCAUCAGGACUCAACCAGUGGACCCGGACAGCGUUCUCAAAGCGGCGGCCAACAGAACAAACAAGGAUCGAAACCGAGCUACGGAGGAUCAUAUUGGGGCUCGAACUAAAACGCAUUUUAAAACCGAGAGAAAAUCAUGGGAGAAAACAAAGUAUUAUCGACUCUCUAAAUGCUUAAGUUUCAUGUCGAGAUUACAGACUCCCUUCUCUUCUGUCCUUUUUCUUCAAGGGUUACGAUUGCACCAGUUGAUUUGGGAUGAAUUUGAGCCCACUUGGAGGAAUACUUUUUUAUGUUUUUUUUUUGUUUUAGGUUAGUGAACCAAUUUGAUGUCGUUUUCUUCCUUUCCCUCCGCUCGUAAAGUAAAUAUCGUGCGAAAUCCCCACGAAGGAGAAAAAAAUAAAAAAUGUUCUUUUCCAAA